Molecule: messenger RNA, 6305 nt
Organism: Puntigrus tetrazona (Sumatra barb)
Lineage: Eukaryota; Metazoa; Chordata; Actinopteri; Cypriniformes; Cyprinidae
Product: GTP-binding protein Di-Ras2
Exons: 2
Coding region: 156-755 (199 amino acids)
Biological process (GO): signal transduction
Cellular component (GO): plasma membrane
Molecular function (GO): GTPase activity; GDP binding; GTP binding
Source: RefSeq, a predicted model, not a curated record
GUCAUGCCUCAGAUGGAUCUUUAGAGGAAUCGCAAACCCCCAGAAAAGAAAAAAAAGCCGAUUUCCCAUCAUUUCCAUCGUCAACCGCGACAUGACAACAGGGAUUUAGAAUUGCGUCUUUAAACAUCGACAUUUAGGUCAUUUUGAGUGAUACCAUGCCAGAACAAAGCAAUGAUUACCGGGUGGUUGUGUUUGGAGCUGGAGGAGUGGGCAAAAGCUCUUUGGUCUUGCGUUUCGUGAAGGGAACCUUUCGCGAGAGCUACAUCCCCACCAUCGAGGACACCUACAGGCAGGUGAUCAGCUGCGACAAGAGCAUCUGCACUCUGCAGAUCACAGACACCACGGGCAGUCACCAGUUUCCCGCCAUGCAGCGUCUGUCCAUCACCAAAGGCCACGCCUUCAUCUUAGUCUACUCCAUCACCAGCAAACAGUCCCUGGAGGAGCUCAAGCCCAUCUUCGAGCAGAUCUGCCUGAUUAAGGGGGACAUCGAGAACAUCCCAAUCAUGCUGGUGGGCAACAAGAACGACGAGGUGAGCGCUCGUGAAGUGGAGAGCAGCGACGGAGAGACUUUGGCCAGGAGGUGGAAAUGUGCCUUCAUGGAGACGUCAGCUAAGACGAAUCACAACGUCAAGGAGCUGUUUCAAGAGCUGCUUAAUUUGGAGAAACGCAGGACUGUUAGCCUUCAGAUCGACGGCAAGAAGAGCAAGCAGCAAAAACGAGCCGAGAAGCUCAAAGGCAAAUGUGUGGUCAUGUGAAAAAGCAAAACGUGCUCGGUCGUGAUGCUCUGGCUAACACUGUUUACACCUGAAAACAGGAUUGUUGGACACCUGUUUACACUUUUACAGGAUUCAGUGAAACUCCAAAAUCGUGGUAAACUUUUCCUUCUUCUUUGGAACAAAGAAGUGAAAUUUUUAAGAAUACGCCGGCUGCUCUUUUCCAUAUCACGAAUUAUACCAUAUAGUAAUUGCUCUUUGACACGUUUUACAGUGGAGAAAAGCCUAGAGAAUUCAUGAAGUCUGCUUCAAUGACUUCAGUUCUCUAGCUUGUCACGGAUUGUGAUGCCGCUGCAGGUUUGCACCAGAUUUUAGUAACCAACCUGUUCGUCUAGAAAACAGAAAAGACAGGUUGAUGUGCACAAACCCAAUGGCAGUGGUAAUACCCUUUCUUUUAUCAGUAAUGUAGAAAGCAGUAAAAUCAGUCCUUACUGUACAGGCUGGGCUGCAGCAUAUUAUUGUACUGUAUAACAUAUAUGACAUCUUAUAUGGCAGGUCACGAUCGCAUAUAUCAGCUGAAUUGUAACACGUCGAGGCAUGCAAUCAGUAGUGAAGGUAGUAGUCAACCAAAAUAAGCUAAAUGGUUGUUGCUGUUAGUUGCGUGAUUUAUCAUCAAAGAUUUAAUAAAGGCUGCUGUAGUUUUAUCUCCAUAUGCCUUAGAUUUAAAGCUCGUGAGGUAUUGUAUCCUUUUUAGAAUUCGAGUUUAGAAAUGUUCUUUUUGAAAAGGCGGUUGACUAUUUACUAGUACAGUAUUUGUAUUAAAGGAUAGUACAGCACGGAAGAAAAGAUCAGCUAAAUUCACAUAAACAUUAAUUAAUUGUAAAAUGAACACACCCACUGCAAAACAGAUUUUUUUUUUGAGUAUUUUUGUCUUUUUUUUGUUAGUACAAACAUUUGUUGUAGCUUUUGAGUUAAAAUUGCGUUUUUUUAUGCUGCUGACAGAUAUUUAUUGUUUGAUUUUUUUUUUUCCACAAAACAAUAUUUUAUGCCUUAAGACGUUUGGUUCGCUAAUAAACGCAUCUUGUUUGCAAGAAUAGAAAACGAGACAAAAAUACUAGAAAGAAAAUCGGUUUUCUCAAUGUGGCUGAUUUGAACAUUGUAAACAUUAAUAUUAACUGCUGACAAACUGACUAAUAAUUGGCAGUAGUGCUUUUUCGAGUGAACUAACAUGAGCUAUCGACUGCUGCAUUUGUAUUUACGCAUAUUUAGUGAAAAAUCAGCAAGUGCUUUUGAGAGUGAUAUAUAUAUUUUGUAGUUAUAUAUUUCUAGCAUGACAGGUCUUGUAAUCAAGUUCAAGUGCUAUGCUGUAUUGAAACUCACUUGUCUGGUUAGAGUGAUGUAAUCAGCUGUUUACUAACUAGAAUAGCGGAGACCUUUAAUGCCGUAUUUAACUCGAAUUUGUUGCUGGCGAGAGUUGAUGGCCAUAUGUAGCUAUUAUGGAUGCUUGGUCCCAAAGCUUACAGUGGGUUUCUGUUCCGAUAUAUAAAAUGUAAUACCGUUUUGAUGAAAUGCCUGUAUGGACAUCAUGUGUGCCUACAACUUUUUACGAUUGUAUUAUAGAUCACAAGAAUAAAUUAUAUUAUGCAUUUGAUGCUGAAUAGUCUCAUUACACUCAGAUGCUAAUGACAGCUGUCGGGGGUUUUUUGAGUCAUACAUUAACUAGAAAUGUAUCCAACGUUUUAAUGGUUUGCAGUAGAAGCCUCCUUCGUUUGAAUUCAAACAAUUGCGUGAAGGUCAGCCUACCAGCUGCUACAUUUAUGUGUGCACUUAAUCAAACAGAUGAUGAAUGGUUUGACUCCGAGCAGAAAUGAUGCUGGUGCGUGGGGGAAAGGCGAGGGAAGAACGUGUGUGGUAUUUAGACAUGUCAGAGUAAUAAGCCCGCCUGCCUCAUUACCGGCAAGUCAAGUGGCCUGCAGUAUAAUAGAGCACCUGCCAGCACUUAACAAGCAUCAAGCCAGUAAUGCAAGCUCUUUCACGAUGAGCUCUGCCAGACUCAGGCACCAUUAAUCUGAGUAAAACAUUCUGUUGUUUACAGAGUCAGAAUAAUCAUAAUUUAUAACACCUAUUUAUAAUGACCGCACGUGAAUCCCUGAUAUGGGCCAUUAAAAAAUAAUAAUAAUCAAGAAAAAAGCACCAUGCGGCGAGUAGAAGGAACGUUUGAUGGAAAGGUGUUGGUAAUUGUCAUAUGGUCAGGUGAUUUAGCUGCUUAAACUCAAAUAUUUAAAAAUAACUACAGCACAAAUCAAACCUGAAAGUUCUGCAUAUGCAUAUGGGUGCUUGAUGCAGCUUACACUUGAAAUGAAUGACUUUCGGUCUAUAGUUUGUCAGAGGUAAUAGUGACUGUUGCAUUCACAGCAUAAUAACUGUAAUUUCGAGCAACACGUGACGUUCUACUGCAAGCUGUUCGCAACUUUGGACUCAGAACUAUCAUACUAUCAAUCCAACUCUCAAUCCAGAUUCACAAAUUGUAAUGAUGAGUUCUACAAGGAAUUAAUAACCAACAAAUAAGGUAAGAAAACAGAAAUAAUGCCUUUGUGCUUCCUUUGUUUUAUCUCUGUCUUUGGGGUUUUCCUAAGCCAUUUCAGCUGCAAUUGGUUGUGUCAUGGAAAAGUGUUGAGGGAGGUUGGGGAGUUGAACAAGUCACGACUCUCCUCUGUCUUCAUGCCCAUUAAACUGCAGCUGUUGCUCCUGUCGAAGCCGCAAAUGCAUCCUGAUAGGUUCCUGAUAGUAAUAGACCCAUGAGAUGAAGGCUUUGGCUGUGGGAGAUGCUGUGCCAGUAGGUUCACUGUGUAAACAAGAAUACUGAAAAUGGGAUGACGCACAUCUGGUGUUUAACUGCACCUCAUCAUUGGCGCUAUAAAUCUUCCAUUACAUCUGUUCACCAAUGAACCUACUGCCUUCAAUGUGACCGCACCAGUGCACAAAAGUACAAAUGAGUCACCAGGACCAAUUCUCAGUGUAAUCCAAGCUCAUUGUGAAUGCAUACCUGUGCUGCUUCUAUUAUAUGCAGUGAGUGGAACUUAAAGUGCCUUUAAAAUUUAUUCUAAACUGAUGAACGUGAAUCUGCGCUAAGAUGUUAAUGCUUCACUGUUUUUAUAGAGUAGGGAACACUUAUUCACUAACUAUGACUCUCCCUGAAAUAAAUUCACAAUUUGCUGCUGCUAAUUAAUAGUAGCUAAUUAAUAGUAACUAGUAGGAUAGUUUUUAAGUUUAGGUAUUGGGUAGGAUUAGGGAUGUAAAAUAAGGUCUUGUAGAAUAAGGCAUUAAUAUGUGCUUAAUUAGCACUAAUAAAUUGCUAAUAUUCUGGUAAUAGGCAUGCUAAUAGAGACGCUAAAAUACAGUGUUACCACUCAUACUCAACUGCACCAUAAGCCUAUCCGAAAAUGUCAACUAAAGCAAACAUUAGAUUAAAAUGCAUUUGAAAAAACAAAUAUUUAAUUUUAGCUUGCUUCUGAAAAUCUUUGUGGUUUUUAAUCAUUUCAAUCAACCGCAAUGCUGUACCGGGUGCCCUACUGAGCAGGUUUACCACAUCAGAAAAGCCAUACACAUGGACCUAGUUAUGUGAUUAAAAACAUGAAAUGCAUUAAUUUACAAAUCAUGCAUUAUGAUAUAUUGUUAUUAUUAUUGUUGUUGUUAUUAUAUGUAUUUGUUUCGGACAUCUAUCUUUUUUGUGGUUUAACUGUUGCAUUUUAAAGCUGCAGUCUGUUAGUUUUGCUUCUAUGUUUGAAAACCUGGAAUUGCAGUUGCAGAAUUAUAUUUCAUGCGUGGGGUUGUGCUCUGGCACAGCUCCAGCAAGAAUUAAUCUAAUGUUUUAAAUGUGUAGCUUUCCGUUACCACACCAGUGUGAAUCUUGUACUAGGUCAUAGAUUCUAGCCUACGUCUUGGAAUAUGACACAAAUAAGAUUUAUUGUCAUCUGAACAAGUAACACCUGCCACACUUUGUUCUGACUAACUGAGGAAAGUAUUGGUAUACCUUAUUGUCAAAUUAUUAAUGUUAACAACAGCAUUGUGUGACUAAGUAGUGUGUAUUUGUGUGUAGUGCUAGUAACAUGCUAAUCAUGCUAGAAUAGCAACAUAGCAACACUUUAGCAACCACCCAGGGUACCUUAGCAACCUCAGAGCAACACCUUAGCAACCACCCCAGGUACCAUAGCAACCACCCUGAGUGCCCUAGCAACCACACAGCAACACCAUAGCAGGGUACCCCCACGUACCCUAGCAACCGCAUAGCAACACCCUAGCAACCACCCCAGGUACCAUAACAACCGCAUAGCUACACCUUAGCAACCACAUAGCUACACCUUAACAACCACCCGGGUACUCUAGCAACCACCUUAACAACCACUCCAAGUAACCUAGCAACCACAUAGCAAUGGCAAAUCGUAGAGCAUCUGGCCACUCGACAGGGCAAGAAGGAGCAGGAGCUUGCCGCCCUUCAGACGGCGUAUUUACAAAUGUUUGAAACCACCAUCAACGCAGAGGGAUGGCACCCAGAUGAUUGGGCGCGAGGGUUGACCCCCCUCUUAACCGGCAAAGCCCAACACACGUAUUUCUCCCUUCCCUGUGAGGCCGCUGAGAAGUACACGGAACUGCGGAGAGAAAUACUGGCUCGCCUUGACUUUCCCCUAUCUCGGCUGCCCAGCAGUUUUACCCUUGGGAAUACAACCCCCCAUAUUCGGGCCUGAGCUCAAGCCGCCGAACUGACCUGACUUGCACGUCACUGGCUAUUAUGUCAGGUAGCGAAGUGAGUCGUCGUAGACCAUUUCCUGACAGCCGUUCUGCGGACCCAACAGUGGGAGCCUGGGGAGCAAGUGCCGCCAUUUCCUUGGAGAGUGGUCCAGGAGUGACGCGCAUUGGAGCGUAAAACCAGCUGCAUUGUCCUCGAGGAGCCACCCCGUGGAGCACCAGAGGUGACCGUAAAAGUAAAUGGGAAACCCUUUUGAGCCAUCAUGGAUUCCAGCAGCGCUGUCACUUUUGUUUGGGCGAAAAUCCUGGCUCCACGUCCUGAGAGCAAAGUCUUCAUCCUCAACACACGACAAGUACCUAGUGCCAACCUACUGGCGAUGUCGGGCUCCUGGCUCAUAGAAGUGGGCGUGAUGAAAGACCUACCUGUACCAGUGCUGCACGGACGGACCACCUGCUAGCCGCUGCCUCACAGCCUGCCAGCCCCAGCGGGAACCGCAGGCAACGGAGACCGGCCGGAGGACCAUGACCACAACCAACAUUGCUGGCCUCGACAGCGGGAGAGAUGGUGAGUCUACCUCCCAAAAUUCUGCACUAUGUCGAGGCAAAGAAAUAUAUUGUGUACUAAACUGUCUUGUCUUUGUCAGUACCUCUGUGUUAUCUCCUGGGCGUGGCAUUUGUCUCUAGGUUCCUGGUGGUUUGAUGAAUGCAGUUGUCUUGGACAAUGCAAAUGUCAUUGAACCCUAUGAAGUCAACAGACAUCCUGAUCUACAUGACCAUUAAAGUGUUUCAGUACCAGAAUCAAUACUGAUAACGCUUAAAUGCAAAUAAAAUUCUUUUGCAAUUCAA